Messenger RNA from Colletes gigas, 1644 nucleotides. RefSeq lists its product as uncharacterized. The annotation marks the transcript as partial. The record is from RefSeq and is a predicted model, not a curated record. Lineage: Eukaryota; Metazoa; Arthropoda; Insecta; Hymenoptera; Colletidae. The transcript has a single exon.
AUGUACAGACAAAUCCGCGUCGAUGACCACGAUGUAAACUUCCAAAGAAUUCUCUGGCGUGAAUCUCCAUCAGAUCCUGUCGAAGAAUAUCAACUCCUUACCGUAACCUAUGGCACAACUCCAGCACCAUAUUUGGCCCUUCGUGUCCUCAAACAGCUGAUCGAGGACGAGGGAUCAAAGUACCCUCAUGCAGUUCCAGUCCUAAACGAUCAGGUGUACGUUGACGAUUUUCUUUUCGGAAGUGACAGCAUAGCUUCGCUCCUCCAAAUUCGAAACCAAACGACGGCCCUGUUAGCUCAAGGUGGGUUUUCGUUGAGGAAAUGGGCAAGUAACCACUCCGAACUUCUUUCUGACAUCGAUCCUUCGGAGCACGGCCUUGCGUUAGGCAAAUCCCUGAACGACCACGAAAGCACGUCCGUCCUCGGUUUGAUUUGGAAUCCCGGGCUUGAUCAAUUUCAAUUCCAACUUCAAGUCGAACCUGUCGCAAACAGCCCUAUGACCAAACGCAUGAUCCUUUCAUCAGUAGCCAAAAUUUUUGACCCCCUGGGAUGGAUCACCCCCUUCGUAAUUUCCGGAAAGAUUCUUAUUCAAAGACUAUGGUCGUUGAAGUCCGAUUGGGAUGAUUAUGUCCCACAAGAAAUCCAAACCGAAUGGCAAUUUCUUUGUCGCCAGUUAUCGGAGCUGAAACACUUGUCAAUCCCACGAAAAUUGUCGACGAGCAUCCAAACCAAUCAAAGCCUCCAUGGGUUUGCCGACGCAUCAACAGCAGCAUAUGCUGCCGUUGUUUAUGUACGUAAUGUUCUUCAAGAUGGCUCCGUCUGUAUCAGGCUCGCCAUGGCCAAAUCUCGUGUGGCCCCUGUGAAAACAGUUAGCGUUCCUCGCUUAGAGUUAUGCGCUGCACUUCUGCUCGCACGCCUGUUAAAGUUUGUCCAAACCGCAUUGAAAUGUCAGGUGGAAUGCCACUGUUGGACAGAUUCGAGCAUAACGCUCACCUGGGUAAACCAACCACCAUCACGUUGGAAAACGUUCAUAGCAAACCGGGUCGCCAAGAUCCAAACUCUGAUUCCAACCGCACACUGGCAUCACGUUCCAACAGAAGACAAUCCCGCUGACUGCGCUUCCCGUGGAAUACCGCUAUCAAAAUUAAUUCCUCAUCCAUUAUGGUGGUCAGGGCCUUGUUGGCUGCGUGAAACUUCCAACUCUUGGCCGAAAUCAGAGCCAAGACCAUUCCGAGAAGCCUCACUCGAGGAAACCACGCACGAAAUUCCUAGCAUGUCAACAACCCUAAAUACAUGGGAAUUGGAGACUCGGUAUUCGUCCUGGCCGAAAUUGCUUCGGAUAACCGCGUACUUGAAACGUUUCGUACAAAACCUCCGAAGAAAAUCGGGAAAAGCGGAACUUACCAAAUUGGAGUCUCCGAGUAAUAACGCGAUCCUAGUGCUGACCCCUGAUGAGAUUAGUCAAUCAAAACUGUUCUGGUUGAAAAAGAUCCAGAGCGAUGUAUUUCAACCCGAGCUAGAGCGGUUGAAGGCAUCGAGACGGGUCUCAACAUCAAGCUCUCUGAUUUCUCUAAACCCGUACAUCGAUGCAAACGGUCUAAUACGCGCCAAAGGGCGACUGAUGAACUCUGAUCUUUCUGAAAAG